Pectinophora gossypiella (pink bollworm) is the source of this 2441-nucleotide messenger RNA. RefSeq names its product glucose dehydrogenase [FAD, quinone]-like. Bases 88 to 2307 code for a protein of 739 amino acids. The record is from RefSeq and is a predicted model, not a curated record. NCBI's taxonomy places the organism in Eukaryota, Metazoa, Arthropoda, Insecta, Lepidoptera, Gelechiidae. Gene Ontology annotation, molecular function: oxidoreductase activity, acting on CH-OH group of donors; flavin adenine dinucleotide binding. The transcript has 4 exons.
GACGAGACCACACCAAAACCUCACCUCACCUCAAAUGUCGCGAGUGAAGUGACCCUUGCGAGCUUAGUUCCAAACUGUGUUGUGAAUAUGGCGGCUAUCUGGACUCCGCCGGACAUAGCGCCGAUAUGCGCUGAACAGAACGCGCCCCUAACACAAUGUUCGCAAACAGGAUUUAUGUUCCUAGCUUUAGUGACCCAGUUAUUUGGAGGAUCACCUGAUGCCAGACAGGGUUACUAUGGCGAAUUCACGAACGGAAUCAAUGGAUUUGGUGUGACUUCGAGUGUGAAUCCAGUGGAAACCAGCAUUUUUGGACCGCGUGUACCUCUCGGACCCACAGCACAACCAGUCCCUAGUUUAGGCCCAUUGACUAAUCAAGCAUUUGGAAAAGUCGAAACUCAUUUUUACGGGAAACCAGACUUGCAAUCCAAAUUCGAAUUUCAGUACAAGAAUCCGUUUGCGAAAGCUGAUACAUCCGGACCGAUUUUCGAUUUCAAUUUUGUGAAUAAAGGAUUUUAUGAUACUGACGCGGCUGACUCUAAGAAGGUUACAGCUGCUACUCCAAUGGAGAAAAAGGAAGAGAAUAGUAGAAAGAAAAGGUCAAAGAGACAAGCAGCUGAGGAAUAUGACUUCAUAAUAGUCGGCGCUGGUUCCGCUGGAUGUGUUUUGGCUAAUCGUCUGUCGGAAGUUAAAAAAUGGAAGAUCCUUCUUCUGGAGGCGGGACCAGAGGAGCCCGAUGUGACGAGCGUGCCAGCCUUCGCCCCGACCCUGGCGAGAUCCAAUAUCGACUGGAACUACAACACCCAGCCUGAAGAGCUGACUUGCAGAGCUCAUAGGGGAGGAACUUGUCCCUGGAUUAGAGGCAGGACUAUGGGAGGAUCGAGUGCUGUCAACUUCCUCGUGUACAUAAGGGGUAACAAGAGGGAUUACGACGAAUGGGCUGACCUUGGUAACCAUGGAUGGAGCUAUCAUGACGUGUUACCGUACUUUAAGAAGGCGGAGAACAACCGCGAUGUAGAAGCUCACGACAAGUAUCAUCACGCCGUCGGUGGACCCCUCAACGUGGAGAGAUUCUCAUACGUCGACGUCAAUACUAUGAUGCUUGUUCAAUCGUUCAAAGAAAGAGGUCUACCCGUAACCGAUUUUAAUGGUCAUCACCAAAUUGGAACUGAUAUCGGCCAAUCAACAUCCAAAGAUGGUCGCAGAUGGUCAGCUAACGUUGCUUAUAUACGACCUAUUCGAGGCAAAAGACCAAAUUUACAUAUUAUGCCUGAUACCUUUGUAACUAAAGUUCUAAUCGAUCCUCAUACAAAAACUGCUAUUGGCGUAAAUUAUGUAAGGAACGGUGCUUUUUACUCAGUUUACGCCAGGAAAGAAGUUAUUCUUAGCAGUGGAUCGAUAAACUCUCCAAAAAUACUGAUGUUAUCUGGUAUAGGACCUAAAGAACAUUUGUUAGAUCUGAAUAUCCCAGUACAUGCAGAUUUGAGAGUGGGCUAUAAUCUUCAAGAUCACGUUACUACAGAUGCAUUGAUUAUGGGAUUGUCAAACAAAACAUCUACUUUGGUAGACGGACAGGAACUGAUGGAUGAAGUUUAUGAGUACUAUUCUCAGCAUCCAAAAAAGCAUAGUCCUUUAGCUACAACGGCGACUUUGAAUGCGAUCGCGUUUAUUAAGACUGGUUUUAAAAACCGUGACGUUCCCGAUAUACAGUUUCAUUUUGAUGGUCGUAACGUGCAGGAGUUUUACUCGGAUCCUACUACUUACAUGGCAGCAAACAUGUUCCCUCUAUCUUUCUACGACGGUAUAGCAGCCAGACCUUUGCUCUUGACUCCAAAAAGCAGAGGUUUUAUAUUACUGAACAGCACUGAUCCAGUAUUUGGUCCACCGUUGAUUUAUCCAAGGUUCUUCACUGUGAAGAAAGACAUGGAUACUUUAAUAGAGGGGAUACGUUUUGCUGUUAGUUUGGAAGAAACUGAAGCUUUCAGAAGAUCUGGCGCUAGUUACGUUAGGGUGCCAGUUCAGGGUUGUGUUGAGUACCCUUGGGGUACUUACGAAUAUUUUGCAUGUCUGUUAACCCAUUAUACGUCUACGAUAUAUCACCCAGUGGGAACUUGCAAGAUGGGUCCCAAAUGGGAUCAUGAAGCAGUAGUAGACCCCAGAUUAAGAGUCUAUGGUAUUAAGAAGUUGAGAGUUAUAGAUUCCUCGAUAAUGCCGCUAAUAGUUAGGGGUAAUACAAAUGCUCCUACAAUCAUGAUAGGUGAAAAAGGUUCAGAUAUGAUUAAAGAAGAAUGGUUGACUUUUCAUCAAUGAAAAUUUCCUUUGGACGUAGAAAAAUAUUAUAGUAGUAAAAAUAAAAUGCCUAAAUGCAACUACAAAAGCCAGCAUAAAGGAUUAAAUUAUGAAAAUGAUGUCAAGAAAAUAAUUGUUAUUGUUUUGUAACGAGU